AUGGUCAGAUACGCUGCUACACCAGCCAACCCCGCUAAGGCUGCCAAGUCCAGAGGUUCUUACCUCCGUGUUCACUUCAAGAACACCCAUGAAGUUGCCGUUGCUGUCAAGGGUUUGAAGUUGUCCAAGGCUUAUGCCUAUCUUAACAAUGUUACCGAACACAAGCAAGUCAUUCCUUUCCGUAGAUUCAACGGUGGUGUUGGUCGUGCUUCUCAAGCCAAGGAGUUCGGUACCACUCAAGGUCGUUGGCCCGUCAAGUCUGUCAAGUUCGUUACUGACUUGUUGAAGAAUGCUGAAAGCAAUGCUGAAGCUAAGGGUUUGAACGUUGAGGAACUUUACAUUUCUAGCAUCGUUGUCAACCAAGCUCCCAAGCACCGUCGUCGUACUUACCGUGCUCACGGUAGAAUCAACCCUUUCAUGUCUUCUCCCUCUCACAUCGAGGUUGUUCUCACUGAAAAGGAUGAAGUUGUUCCCCGUGCUGAUGACAAGAAGGUUGUCAAGCUCAAUGCUCGUCAAUUGGCCCGCAACGCUCGUCUUGCCCGUGCUUAA
Molecule: messenger RNA, 549 nt
Organism: Mucor velutinosus
Lineage: Eukaryota; Fungi; Mucoromycota; Mucoromycetes; Mucorales; Mucoraceae
Exons: 4
Coding region: 1-549 (182 amino acids)
Biological process (GO): cytoplasmic translation
Cellular component (GO): cytosolic large ribosomal subunit; ribosome
Molecular function (GO): structural constituent of ribosome
Source: RefSeq, a predicted model, not a curated record